Manis pentadactyla (Chinese pangolin) is the source of this 1099-nucleotide messenger RNA. It is a transcript of the gene GSG1, whose product is annotated as germ cell associated 1. Gene Ontology annotation, cellular component: plasma membrane. The record is from RefSeq and is a predicted model, not a curated record. Lineage: Eukaryota; Metazoa; Chordata; Mammalia; Pholidota; Manidae.
CAGAUGGAGCACCCGAAGGGCUUCUCUGACCAACGGACAAUUGUGUCUGCCAUCCUCAGCGUGCUGUCACUCAACCUCCCCACAGCACCCCUGCUCAGAGACCACUGGCUUCUGGGCACACAGAAGGUGCCCAAGCCCCUGUGCGGGAAGGACCUGGCAACCAAGUGCCUUGAUAUUCCGAUGCCCUCGGAUGGGGAUAGCACCAGCACAUCAUCCCAGGAGGUGGUGCAACAUGGCAGCUGAGAGACUAGGAAUGGCCACCUUUCCCCCCAUACCUUCUGGAGGGGCAUGUGGCUGUCCUGUGAGGAAAUCAUGGAAGAACCAGGUACAAGGUGCCGAAGUUCCAUUGAACUCAAACCACCAACCGAGAGAGAGACCCUGUGGUUAUCGCUGGGAGCCCCGUUCGCGUACAUUGGACUUGAAUUCAUCAGUUUCCUCCUGCUACUCACGGACCUCCUCCUGUUCACUGGGAACACAGGCUUCGGCCUCACACUGACCACCUUGGCCACUGUUUCCUCCAUCUCGUCAGGCCUUCUGGGAAUGGUGGCCCAUGUGAUGUACUCACAAGUCUUCCAGGCAACUGCCAUUGGUCCAGAAGACUGGAGGCCACAUGCUUGGAAUUAUGGCUGGGCCUUCUACCUGGCCUGGGUUUCCCUCAUUUGCUGCCUGCCAUCGGCUGUCACUACCUUCAACAUCCACACCAGGCUGGUGCCGGAGCUCAAGUGCAAGCACAGGAAGAGCUUCAGAGGAAACCCCAGCUGCCUAUCACCCCACCAGCAGCUGUCCUGCCCAGCCCACCCCCGUGGAUCCUGUGACCAGCUACACCAGUCCCCCAGUCAGCCUAUCCAGUCUGUCUCUGACCGGGCUGACUUCUACUCAGAGCCACAGAAGGGAUUUCAGCAAGGCACCAGCCAGGGUCAAAAAGAGUAGGCGGCUGAGUCAUCUGCAGAGAAGAACUGUGUUAGGAGUAAAUGGGUUCGCAGAGCAGGAUGAGCCCGACUUUACAUGUUUGUUUGUUCUCAACAUGGGCUGACACCAAACUCUGUCUCUUGUGCAUGGUUUUUGGAGGUCAUCUUAAAGGUUGUCCAAAGGGGUGUGU